This is a messenger RNA of Gossypium arboreum, 1264 nucleotides long. Its product is annotated as protein FMP32, mitochondrial-like. The transcript is spliced from 7 exons. The coding region runs from base 249 to 989 and encodes 246 amino acids. Gene Ontology annotation, cellular component: mitochondrion. The record is from RefSeq and is a predicted model, not a curated record. Lineage: Eukaryota; Viridiplantae; Streptophyta; Magnoliopsida; Malvales; Malvaceae.
GAGAAAGGCUGUUGCCAAUGCCUUCCCAUUACCCAUUCUGCAACGCCCAUUCCCCCCAUCAAAUCCAUUUUAUUCUCUCCUCUCUCUCUCCAACGUAGCAUUCAGUCAUUCACAAUUCAAAUGUUCUUCAGACUAGCCAAUCUUUUCUAUUUCCUCUCAAAGCAUUCUCUUCAGAUUUGUAGAAGAUUGGUGGGUUCUUUUGGUAUUUCGAUUUGAAUUUGUUGUUUUCAAUCAAAUUUUGGUAUUUAAUGGCCGUAAUGGCCGCUUGUAAACGCGUGGGUCAAUUUGGACCCAAUUCGUAUUCCUGGAUGAUAGGAGGAGUUUCCAGAUUUGAAGGACUUCUUGUGUCCCCCACCAUUCCUCCCUCUGCAAUUCGAUUGUUAGCUUCUCCCACUCUAUUUUCACAGUGUAGGCACUGUUCUCAGCUCGUUAAAUCUAAUGGAAAGCGAUUGUUUCUCAUCGACACUUUAGCUUUGGUUAGGAGAUUAGAGGCGGAAGGUCUGCCUUCGAAGCAAGCCGAGGCAAUAACAGCAGCCAUGACUGAAGUUUUGAAUGACAGCUUAGAAAAUGUGUCUCUUUCAGUUGUUUCCAAGUUUGAGAUGCAGAAAAGUGAAAUGACUCAAGAAUCCAAUCUGUCGAAGCUCAAAUCAGAAGUUCAAAGCUCUCAGGAGCUACAUUUUUCUGUGCUGCAACAUGAGAAUGAGAAACUUCGAAAUGAUAUAGAGAAGAUGCGCAGUGAAUUAAGACAUGAAAUUGACAAAGUCACAGCGGGGCAACGAUUAGAUUUGAAUCUUGAAAGAGGGAGAAUAAGAGAUGAGCUUUCAAAUCAGAGUGCUGGAACAUCUAACCUGACUAACAAACUCGAUCGGGAAAUUCAUGCGUUAAAGGCUCAUUUGGAAGCUGCAAAAUAUGACUUGAUAAAAUACUGCAUUGGUACACUGGUUUCCAUAUCUGCUGUUGGUCUUGCUGUAGUUCGUGUACUGUUGUAAACAUGUAAUAAUGUCAACAUAACCCCAAAAGAGGGACGAAAUAGUUCUUUUAUUAUUAUUAUUAUUAUUUUUAAUAUACAAUAGCCCAUUUUUUUUUUGAAGCUAUUGCUUCUGCCACUUUUGGCUAUUAAUUAGCUCGAUUGAUUGGUAUAGCUAGGGUUCGGGUUCGGGUCUUAAAGCUCUCAUAUUGUACAAAUGUGUAUAUAUAUACACCGAUGUUGUUGUUUGUUUAAACUUUUGAAAAGGCAAAUGAAGGAAAGUUCAAUCAUUUAUUA